Molecule: messenger RNA, 2493 nt
Organism: Centruroides sculpturatus (bark scorpion)
Lineage: Eukaryota; Metazoa; Arthropoda; Arachnida; Scorpiones; Buthidae
Product: calcium-activated potassium channel slowpoke-like
Exons: 1
Coding region: 148-618 (156 amino acids)
Source: RefSeq, a predicted model, not a curated record
CGGAGUGGGGUGAUUCGGAGUUAGCAGGCAACGACUCUACUACACCAACUAAAUGUAUCUAUAGUAGUAUCGGCUGGCGUUUUUAGCAACAGAUCGGUGUGGACAGCCGGAUCUAUUUUUUUUUAAUCAUCGCCUCCACUUCCCAAAAUGGCCGAUGACGUCACAAGCAUCGGGGACAACCAGACGACCACCUUAAGCCCAGAAGAAGAGUGUCUACAAGAGAAGAAAUGGUGGUGUUUCCUAUUAUCCAGUAUCUUCACCUUCCUGGCCGGCAUCCUCAUCAUCCUCUUGUGGAGGGCCUUCGCUUUCUUGUGUUGCAAGAAGACGGCCACGCCGACCAAAAGGAAAUCCAGUUUGAAGUCCAAAGACCUGAAGGCGGCCAAAGAAGCCGAGAUGGACGAAAUCGGUUUCAUGACCGAAGCCAAAGAUUGGGCAGGAGAGCUGAUAUCCGGACAGUCUACAACUGGAAGAAUAUUAGUGAGUGUUUUAAAUUUAUUUACUUAUUUGUUUAUUUUUUAUAUAUUCCUCUUUCUGUACUUUAAUUACACCAUGCGCUGUAGACAAAGAGGGACGAAUUUAUCUCGAAUUUUGGCAACUUCUCAAGCCCAAAUAGGCUAAAGUGUUCCAAUGCUGUGACGAAUUUACUCGCCAAUUUUUGCUAGUUUUUCUCUCCCCCCCAGCGUAAAAUAUGCGAUCAUUUCAAUUAAAAAAAUAAUAAUUUCAGCUAUGAAUAUUUAUAAUUAAAUCUCUCCGGGAAUAGUUUCUAUAAAUCACGUGUUACAUCAGACGGACACACGUAAAUUACUUGUUGACUCUAUCCCCGAAUCGCUAACUAAUGUCAAUUUAUUUAUCCCUAAAGGGGGAUAUUUUUAUUAACAUUAUUAUUCUAUUUUGUAGCAGAUUUUUAAAAAUAUAUUCUCGUUUCGGGUAUUGUUUUCAUUUCAAAAUUGACUUACGUAAGAAUUUGGAGUGUUUUCUAAUUACGAUCUUAUUAAGAAAGGUCUCAAUUUGGAAAAAUUGGAAUGCGACUUCAUUCCAAACAGGAAGGAUUUAUUCUUUAUAGGGGUAUUAUAGUCUCCAAAUUGGUAGAGUUGUAAUAUAUGGGUAUUAUUAUCCAAAGGUGAAUGAAUCUUAUCUACUGAUAUACUAUUAUUAUUCCUAAAUUGGAAGGAUUCUACUUACUAUGUUACAUCAAAUUGGAGUUUUUCCUUAUAAAAAUAUUAUUACUGGUUAUUUAGUUGAUCAUACAUCUAUCGGUGUGUAUGUCUGUACGUAUUAUAUGCUAGUAUUAUAUACAUAUAAGAUGGGGAGUUAUACCUUUAUAAUUGAUAGAUUAAAAUCGAUAUAAUUAGAAUUAAUAAAUAGAUAUUUAAUUAAAUUUUCUUAAAUUUUAGGGAUUUUCGACUAAUUAAUAAUAGAAAUAAGAAUGAGUCUACAGUGUUGACAAAAGUAGUCUGUCGGUUGGUGGAAAUCAUAAUUUAAAAUAUCCUUUAACCAAAGAGAGCGGAUUAAAUCUAACUAAUUGACUCACUGGAUGACUCAUCAAAGCCAAAUAAACAGUUAACAGGCAGGAUUUUGGCACCGUAAGAUAGAGUAGAAAAACACGUUUACCACUGCUUUGGGAUAGUACUAGGUGAAUAAAUUUGCCAAAGCGCGGUAAUGCACUUAUGUUAAUUAUUAUUUCGUUGCAACUUUUGCCGCCUUGGGCUAUAAUUUUGUCGUCGUAUUUGAUUAUUUAUCGCCCGAAACCACUCCAAAAGUUAGAUAAAGAGUAGUGUGGGUGGAAUGCACCCACUUAUUAGUGGGGUGAAGCAGUUGGGGUACCGCUAUGUAGUGGAAAGUAUCCAAGACAGAUGAAGUUAGUUUGUUUUGAUGAAAGUUGCUAACAGGUGUACAACGUCGCUAUUAUACUUCACAGAUUCUAUUACAUUAAUAACAUGUAAAAAACUCAUAACAUCUCUCACUAACUAUUCAUAUUAUGGCAUUUGUUCUGUGUAUAUGUACAACUGCAUAAAAAUAAUAUUGGAUUGAAUCAUACGGAGAUAUUUCGAAAAUGUUGGCUUUUUUUUGAUAAUAUCAAUAAAAGUUACAUCUACUUUACAUAAAUAACAAAACAAAUUUAUCAUUUUGAAAGUAAUAUUGUUGCUACACAAGAAUUAAAUUAAUAAAAUAUAUUAUUUUAUUUGUUUUAAUGGCAUCAAUUUGAAGGUGAAUUAAGAAUUUGGAAUUUUAAUAACUCUACGCUGAAGAGGUUUUACUAGAAAUUAAAUAUUUUUAUCGUCUAUUUAUUAAGGAUUCGUAAUAAUUUUAAGAUUUUACACUAAAGAUUGUAUCUGAGAUGCUGGAAAUCUCAACAGAUUGAUCAUUUUUAUCCUUAAACAAAUGGUAUUAAAUCUGGUAAAUAAAAAUCAAUAUUAAUAAAUAAAAUCUCCUCACUAUAUAUUGAUUUAUUAAUUAAGUAUGUAUGUUUAAAAAUCAAAAUAUUUAAGGAAA